AUGACUCCCCCAUCAGCCUGGCCGGCCAUGAACCCCGUCGUCGACGCCUUCUGCCACUGGAUCGGCCUGGACUAUUUCUACGAGUGGCAGCGGUGGGGGACCCUGGGCCAUUUUCUGUCCGUCUGUCGCCUCGUCGACACAAACGGCGUCAGGCAGCUGCACUGGAACAUCAACACGUGGACCGAUGACGAGGUCCUGGCGUGGAAGCAGUCGUACAUGACGACGUGUUCGUCGAUUGAGGUUGCUGGCGCCAUCUUCGCCAGCGUCGGCCUGACCGCCCUGCAACUCCCCAACAUGGACUCGACGCACUGGACCGCGCGGGCGCUGCUGACGUGCUCGAUGAUCCUCGGGGUGCUGUCUGUCAUCUUCGCCGCAUCGCAGCAAUCCGACAUGGGCAUGCUCAACAAGCCGCUCGACAUCCGGCUGUUCCUCAGCCGGGGCAAGGCCGUGCCGACGCAACGCGGAUACCGCUACCGCAAACCGUUCGCGUUGCUGCCGCUCGAAAGCUCCGUCGCCGCGCUCAAGCAGUUCGACCUGCCCAAGGUGGUCCUCAACCUGGCCGUGCUGCUGUACAUCGUCGGGGUGGGCGUCUACCUGCUCUACGCGUGGCUGUACCGGGUCGAGCCGGCGGGCGGGCGCGACGACUUCCGCAACGUCUUCAUCGCCUUCGCCGCCACCGUCGGCGUCGUGUACUUGUACGUCGCCGUCGUCGGCGCCCUCGCCUACGCCGACAACCGCAAGCGCACCGAGGACUUUGACCUCGACCGCACCACCACCUUUGCGAAACCGGCCUCCCAGGUCCAGCUGGAGGAGUGGCUCCGCGCCCUGCAGGACAUGCAGAGCACCACCCUCGAGUCCGCAAACGUCUACAUCCGCCUGCAGACCGCCGUCGACGACCUCAAGGCCAAGUGGGACGCGGACAGGGACGAGUUCGAGCACCGUAAAAAAGUAAUGCGCACCGCGCAGAAGAACAGCAGGAAGCGGCGUGCGAAAGACGCACCAGCGGCUGCUGCAGCAGCAGCAGUAGCACAUCGUGCAUGA
Messenger RNA from Fonsecaea monophora, 1041 nucleotides. RefSeq lists its product as hypothetical. The record is from RefSeq and is a predicted model, not a curated record. The coding region runs from base 1 to 1041 and encodes 346 amino acids. NCBI's taxonomy places the organism in Eukaryota, Fungi, Ascomycota, Eurotiomycetes, Chaetothyriales, Herpotrichiellaceae. The transcript has 2 exons.